AUGCUCAACAUCCUCGAGGACUACAUGAACUAUCGCAAGUACAAGUACCUGCGACUGGAUGGUUCGUCCACGAUUGUAGACCGCAGGGAGAUGGUCAAAGACUUUCAGCACAAGUCGGAGAUCUUUGUGUUUCUGCUGAGCACGCGGGCGGGCGGGCUGGGCAUCAACCUGACGGCGGCAGACACGGUGAUCUUCUACGAGAGCGACUGGAACCCCACCAUGGACCUGCAGGCCAUGGACCGCGCGCACCGCCUGGGGCAGACACGCGAGGUGACGGUGUACCGAAUGAUCUGCGGGGGAACGGUGGAGGAGAAGAUAGUGAAGCGCGCCAACCAGAAGAACACCGUGCAGCAGCUCGUCAUGACCGGCCAGGGCGGCGCUGCGGGCGGCGGGCUGGUGGCGGGCGGCGGCGGCGCGGGCGGCGGCGACGUGUUUGAGGCGGAGGAGGUGGUGUCGCUGCUGCUGGACGAUGCUGAGCUGGAGGCGCAGCUUAAAGCCCAGCAGGAGCAGGCUGCUGCCAAACAGCACUCGGUAGGUGGAAAGAGGGGGUGGGUGGGGCUGGGGGGAAAGAGGUUUUGGAAGGAAAGGGGGUUGGUUGGAGGGAGGGAGUCAAUGGGGGGAGGAGGGGGGGAGUUAGGGGCGAGGAGGGGUUGCAGCCAAACAGCACUCGAGGAGGUGGUGUCGCUGCUGCUGGACGAUGCUGAGCUGGAGGCGCAGCUUAAAGCCCAGCAGGAGCAGGCUGCUGCGAAGCAGCACUCGGUAGGAUCGGCGGCGGAGGCGUGGGUCGAAGAAGAUCCGGCUGGAUGCAGAGGGAGGGGAGAGUCGCCACAACCGGAUCGGCGGCGGAGGCGUGGGUCGAAGAAGAUCCGGCUGGAUGCAGAGGGAGGGGAGGCGGUGGAGGAGGAGGAGGGCGCGAGGGGCGGCGAGGAGUCCGGAGGAGCGGGGAGGAGAGAUGGCGGUGCGGGGGCAUCAGAGAAUGUGUCAGGGGGAGAUGUCGUGGGAGGGGGUGAGGGGGCAGGCGCAGGCUCGCAUAAGUCGGAUCGUCCUCCCAGACCCGGAGGCAGAAGCAAAGGGAAAGCAGCCGCAGCCGCAGCUGCUGCUGCUGCUGCUGCUGCUGCUGCUGCUGCUGCAGCUGCUGGUGGGGGUGCUGCUGGGGUGGUGGCUGUUGCUGAUGCUGGCGUAGCAGUGGGCGGACGUAAGAGAGGUAGAGCUGCAGGGGCUGCAGCUGCAGCUGCUGCAGCGGCGGCGGCAGCGGCUGCAGCAGAGGCAGCUGCUGCUGCUGCUGCAGUGGCAACACCAGUAACAGUGGAAGAAGACGAGGACGACGAGGAGGAAGGAGCAGGAGAAGGGAAUGGGUUAAGUGUGGUGAGACGAGCAGGGGGGGGAGGAGGAGGGGAGGGGUCUGAUAUGCUAGCAGGUGCGGAGGGUGGUUUGUCAGAAGCAGAGGAGAGGAACGGGUGGGGGGCGAGAGAGGCAGUUUUCCUGGAGGGAACAGCAGCCAAGAGACGAAGAGGACCCACUCCUCAAAGAAGGCGAUUGAGCGCCAUGGGAUGGGUGAAUGAUGGGCGAGGGGGAGAGGAUGGAGGUGGGGGUGGGGGAGGAGGGGGAGGGGAGGGUGGGAGAAGUAGAGGGAGUGGAGUGGGGGAGGAUGAGAGAAGUGGUGGAGGGGAGGUACAGUGGGGAGAUGGGGGUGGGAGCGUGCAGGAGGGAGGGGAGGAGAGAAGUCAGGUUCGACCUAAGGCGCUGCGUGUGAGGUUGAAUAUGAGGCGAGGGAGAGGGGAGGUGAGUGGUGGAGGGGGGGGAGGAGGGGCGGAGGGAGAUGGAGCAGGUGACUGA
Molecule: messenger RNA, 1836 nt
Organism: Closterium sp. Naga37s-1
Lineage: Eukaryota; Viridiplantae; Streptophyta; Zygnematophyceae; Desmidiales; Closteriaceae
Source: the annotation of a GenBank genome assembly